UUUAGCCAAUACUGAAUGGUAGGUUGCACCUCCCCUUUUGUAUUCACUAAUUAUAGCACAUUAGCUUCUUUAUACAAAAAGGAGAGAUGCAGUUUCUUUAAGAGCUGACGCAUUUAAACAACUUUUUCCUCUCCUCUCUAAUGCUUUAAUGGCCACUCAGAUUAACUGUAGUCAAAUGAGUCUUUCUUUACCUUCAUAAAGAAAGAUAUGAAAAGCUGAGGUUUCUUAGAGGAAGGAAAAAGGAAAGAGAGGGUUGGUAGUUGAAGCAGGGUUAUAUGCUUUAAGUUCUUUUCUUCAUUGCUUGGAUAUUGAAGAUGCAAGUUUCUCAUUUGCUAGGGUCAUUCACCAUUCCUGCAUUAUAUGUUUUUCUUUUACCCCUUGUUUCUUGCUCAUCUCAUGGGGGGGAUACUGCAUCCAGCAAUCACAAGAGCAUUAAAGAGAAUGUACACAAGCUGAGUCCUCAAAUGACAUCUUAUAUCGCCGUUCAUGGCCUUCUCCUCUGGGUUUCCAUGGGGUUCUUAAUGCCUGUUGGGAUUCUUUUUAUUAGAAUGGCCAAUAAAGAGGAAGGUGGGAGAAGGGUUAAAGUUUUGUUCUAUCUCCAUGCCAUGUUGCAGAUACUUGCAGUGCUUCUUGCAACAAUUGGAGCUGUCAUGUCCAUAAAGAAUUUUGAGAAUUCAUUCAAUAACAGCCACCAAAGAUUAGGUCUAGCCCUUUACGGUGCCAUUUGGAUGCAAGCCUUGAUUGGAUUUUUCAGGCCUCCUAGAGGAAAUAAAAGAAGAAGUACAUGGUACUUAACGCAUUGGAUUCUUGGAACAGCGGUAUCUCUGGUGGGGAUCAUUAACAUCUACACUGGCUUAAAUGCCUACCAUAAGAAAACAUCGAGAAGUACUGGCAUUUGGACUAUACUUUUCACUGCUGAGGUCUCUUUCGUUGCUUUCUUUUACCUCUUCCAAGACAAAUGGGAGUAUAUACAAAAGCAAGGGCUGAUACUAGGCAAUGCUCCCCAGCCAACCCCACCUUCUGAUCAAGAGAAUGCCACUGAGCAAAGAGAUAACCAAAAGGUCAUGUUGCCUGAACCAUGUGGCAAGCGUAAUGCACUUAGGAAUUUGUUUGACUGACUUUGGAUUCUUUUUCUUUUCUUUUUUUUUUUUUUUUUGCAAAUUGAUCUUUAUCUAGUAGUCAAAAGUUUCAUACUCUACUUUUUGAUGCCUUUCCUGGCUGAUACAAAGCACACCCUUUGAAUAAUACUUUUGAUGGAGAAUAUAUACAUGCAUCAAAAAGUGGAGUAUGAACAACUUAUCAUUUUUCUCUUAUAUAUAUAUAUAUUCAUUGUGUUGUGAUCAACAUUGGGGUGUCCAGGUAAUUGAGAUGUAUGUAUAUAUGUAGGAAAUGAAAUACUAGCAUAUAGUGUGACUAUGUUUGAGAAGUGUAAUCAAAGUUUGUAAACCUCUAUAUCUGGAGAUGCUGAUGAAUGAAUGAAAAUUUAUUAAUGUUA
This is a messenger RNA of Theobroma cacao (cacao), 1495 nucleotides long. Its product is annotated as Cytochrome b561/ferric reductase transmembrane protein family. Gene Ontology annotation, molecular function: heme binding; transmembrane monodehydroascorbate reductase activity. The record is from RefSeq and is a predicted model, not a curated record. Lineage: Eukaryota; Viridiplantae; Streptophyta; Magnoliopsida; Malvales; Malvaceae.